UUUGCCCUUGUAUUAGAAAAGAGCCACUGCCCUUUGCCCAGGAGCAUAAUGGAAAAGGCAUGUUGUGGCUAAAUGUACAUGAACAUGGUAUUUGUCCGACAGCAGACAUUGGCUUCCCAGAUCACAAAGGUGAGGGUGUCAAUGUGCUGAACCGGUGCCUGGCUGCAACAAUGGACUGGAUGAGGACUAAUAAACUGAGGCUCAAUCCAGACAAGACUGAGAUGCUGUUAGUGGGUGGUUCUUCUGACUGGAUGGUGGAUGUUCAACCUGUCCUGUAUGGGGUCACACUCCCCCUGAAGGAGAAGGUUCGUAGCUUGGGGGUUCUCCUAGAACCAUCUCUGUCACUUCAGGCUCAGGUAGCCUCAGUUGCCUUCUACCAACUCCGGUUGGUGGCCCAGCUAUGCACCUAUCUGGACAAGGAUAAACUGGCUUCAGUUGUCCAUGCUCUGGUAACCUCCAAGUUAGAUUACUGCAAUGUGCUCUACAUGGGGCUGCCUUUGAGGACGGUUCAGAAACUGCAGCUUGUGAAAAAUGCAGCGGCCAGAUUGGUAACAGGAACCAGAUGGUUUGAACAUGUAAAACCGAUUCUGGCCCACUUGCAUUGGCUGCCUGUAUAUUUCCGAGCCCAAUUCAAGGUGCUGGUUUUAACCUAUAAAGCCUUACACAGCUUGGGACCACAAUACUUGAUGGAAUGCCUCACCUGACAUGAACCCACCCAUACACUAUGCUCAGCAUCAAAGGUCCUCCUCUGGAUGCCUACUCCGAGGGAAGCUCAGAGGGAAACUCUCUGACAAGGUGUGCCUGGCACCAACACUGUUAUCUUUUCGGCACAAGCUCAAGAUUUUCCUCUUCUCCCAGGCAUUUUUAACAACAUUUGAAUAGCAUAUCAGUUUUUUAUGGGUUUUAAUUUGCUAUGGUUUAAAUUUGUAUACUUGUUUUUAAUGUUCUUAAUUGUUGUAAACCGCCCAGAGAGCUUCAGCUAUGAGGUGUUAUAUAAAUGCAAUAAUAAAUUAAAUAAAUAAAUUUAGAACUGCAGUCUUAUAGCAAUAUAUCAGCAAGAUACUGGAUCUUUAAAAUUUUGUAAGCCCUCCCUCUGGUGGAACAUCUUGUAGCAUGUUUAAACCCAGAUGGGAAAAAGUUCAGCAUUUCCUGCUUAAGAUACAGGGUCAUUUCAGGGUGAGCAAUUAUUGGGAAUUAAUCACGAAUAAUUGUGUGAACAAUUGGUAAUUAUGCACACAAAAAUGUAUCUCUUUAUGUUUUUCCCCUGUAUGGUUGCAACAGUUAUGAAUGAUCAAGGCUUGUAUUGGUGUAGUCAUGGAACCUUGAGGCAGCUCUACAUGAAAGAGCAGUAAUAAAUGGAAAGAGUUGUUUAGGAAUCAACGUUUUUCAAGAAGUUCUACAAAAAAGCCAAGUAGAGGGAAUAUAAUCUACAUUUAGAAAGAACACAAAAUCAACUCCCCAUUAUCAGAAAGAGGUUGCAGGCUAAUCAAUGGACUUAAGUAACUUCAGUCCAUUCCUUGAAUGGAUUUACUGUAUUCAGAAGUAUUAGUGCUGUUACAUCUUCUCAGGCCUUCAGACUUCAGCAAAGACUUGUUUUAAAAGUAUACAGUAAGUGAGGAGGCAGCUUCUAUAAAAAAGUUACCAGUUACAA
Messenger RNA from Rhineura floridana, 1651 nucleotides. RefSeq lists its product as uncharacterized. NCBI's taxonomy places the organism in Eukaryota, Metazoa, Chordata, Lepidosauria, Squamata, Rhineuridae. The record is from RefSeq and is a predicted model, not a curated record. The coding region runs from base 60 to 704 and encodes 214 amino acids. The transcript is spliced from 2 exons.